CCGAUGAUUUCCUGUUUUUGGAAAACCGUGCUGAUGGACAUCACUCUUGGCGAACUUUUGCAGUCGUGAGUCACACGUUUGCCUUAACUUUACAAUUUACACGAUGAGAAAAUAAAACACCGCUUAUUGCGCGGAGAAUGGCGCAUGACGUCGGCGUCUCCAAUCGGGUACCGCAAAACUUGUGAAGAAACGAUGAACGAUUACAUUUUCAUCAGAGUCGUCGGCAAGGGGAGUUACGGAGAGGUGAACCUGGUGAAACAUAAAACGGAACGAAAACAGUAUGUAAUAAAGAAGUUGAACUUGACCACCUCUUCGAAGCGAGAGCGACGUGCUGCGGAGCAGGAGGCCCAGCUUCUCUCUCAGCUGCGACAUCCCAACAUUGUGACAUAUAGGGAGUCUUGGGAAGGAGGUGACUGCCAGCUGUACAUUGUCAUGGGUUUCUGUGAGGGAGGUGACCUCUAUCAUAGGCUCAAGCAGCAAAAUGGACAACUUUUGCCUGAGAGGCAGGUGGUGGAGUGGUUUGUCCAGAUAGCAAUGGCCCUCCAGUAUCUGCAUGAGAAGCACAUCCUACACCGGGACCUAAAGACACAGAACAUCUUUCUGACUAAGACCAACAUCAUCAAAGUGGGGGAUCUCGGAAUUGCACGGAUUUUGGAGAAUCAGAAUGAUAUGGCCAGCACACUCAUUGGGACGCCAUAUUACAUGAGCCCUGAGCUCUUUUCUAAUAAACCCUAUAACCACAAGUCAGAUGUAUGGGCAUUGGGAUGCUGUGUUUAUGAGAUGUCCACGCUGAAGCAUGCCUUCAAUGCCAAGGACAUGAACUCAUUGGUGUAUCGUAUUGUAGAGGGAAAGUUGCCUCAGAUGCCUAGUAAGUAUGACCCCCAGCUUGGAGAGCUGAUCAAAAGCAUGCUGUGUAAGAGACCCGAGGACAGGCCCGAUGUCAAGUUCAUCCUCCGACAGCCUUACAUCAAACGACAGAUUGCCAUGUUCCUUGAAGCCACUAAAGAGAAAACUGCCAAGUCAAGAAAGAAAGCCGCAGGUGGCAGCAGUGACAGAAGUGCCAACAGUGCAGUGCUUGUAGAGUCACCUCAGCCAAAAGCCGAGAGGCUUCCACCAAAUCCCCAACCGGAGCCUAUUGCCAAGGGAAGACGGAAAGAGAAUUCACAACAUAAAAGUAAAAAAGGUCUUAUAGAGCUACACAAAGCUCAGACACCUCCAUUGCCCAAAUCCCCUUCACCUGAUGCUGUCAAAGGAAGUGCAGUGUCCCUGGCAACCAUCAGCAACAUUAAUAUUGAUAUCCAGCCACAAGAAGACAAGGACCUGGUGGAAAGACGGUUUCAGCAGCCCCAGUCAGUUUUGCCAAACACCAAAGCUGGUGACAGACAGGCAACGGACAGUUCUACAAAAGACAGCAAGGGAAAGGGGAAACCGGAUCCCUUCCCUCCUUUCUUCCGUCAACCACAGCUAAAGCCAUUAUCAGAAGUUGAGAGAAAGGGGGGAGAGGAGAGAAGGCCAUCCAAUGGACUACUAGACAUUUGCUCACACGUGGCGCCGCCUCCUGGAGACAAACUUCCUGCCUUCACAAAGAAACAAAAAGCAGAUGCGAAUGAUAAAGAUGAUACAAUGGAAUUACUUAGGGAGGCUGAGAUGGCAAGACCAAAGCGUAAAGUCGGGAGAGAGGCUGCUGUAUCUGUUAGUGACCCUGAGCUGUGGUCUGCAGAUGAACCCAAUAGAGAAAACGUCAGGGAAACUUUGGAAGGGAAUAUGGACAGUAAAAAUGACACUGCCACCCCCCUCAAGGGAACCCCAACGCAAAACCAUACCUCAGAAACCCAAGAGAGCCUAGAAUCUACUGAAAAACUAUUAGAGCCCCUUCCUCCCUCCAUAGCGCUGGAACCUUUUCAGCAUGAGUCCUCCUCAGCAGUCACCAAGCUGGGCCUGCCUCUCACAGGCCCCACUUCCCACAUUUAUUUGGAAUCUUCAGUCUCACAACAACACUGUCAGACACACAAGGACAAGUCCAAGGCAGCAACUACUAGACCGCUACCUCCCCCGCCUGUAUACGCCGUAGCCAUAGAAGGGAAGAAGAGGAGCAAGGGGAGCACAGAGAAAAAGAAAACUGCAGUUCCUACACCUUUCACAUCAACUGGCACCCCUAAAUGUGGAUUCUCACCACUGCCACAGGACCGUCCUCUUUCUGCCAGAGAGAGGCGAAGACUGCGACAGUUCCAAGAAAACCUCAGCAAUCCAGCUGUUGGUGAUGUAAGAAGAGCAUCGUAUGAUGUCACUCCCUCAAAGCCUGAGCUCCAACAUACCCCAGUCACCCGAUCCAGUUCUGAUUCCAUCAGCGAGGCUGAAAAGAAGGAUAGGUUGCUGGGGCAACGGUCAGAUGAAGAUGAAUGCAGCUCAUCCACAAGUUCUACAGAGCGCUCAGAGGGGGACUGCAGAGAACGUAAGAGUGAAUCCACUGACAUGCAGGAUCUAGUUCAGAUGAUGACUCAAACAUUGCGCAUGGAUGGCAGAGAUGGUGUGAGCGAGCUAAACGGAAAUAGCUCUACUGCAUUACCAGAGUUUAAACUGAACAGGAAGUACAGAGACACCCUGGCGCUUCAUGGAAAAGCUCAUGAGGAAGAAGAGGAGUUCCCAUUCAGCAAAAUACCAGCUGGCUCCAAAUCUGGCCCAGCCAAGAUCCUGAGGGCUGUUGAGCGCCUGAGGACAGAUGUGGUGAAAGGUUUAGGUGUCAAGCUGUUAGACAAAGUCAUGGACAUCAUGGAGGAGGAGGAUGAGAACAAGCGAGAGCUUUGUCUUCGGGAGCAAAUGGGAGAGAAGUACCAAACCUAUGCUGUGAUGGUGAGGCAGCUGAAGUUCUUUGAGGAAGUUGCCCUCAAAGAUUAAAAAAAAAAAGUUAAAAGUGAAAAUUAGCUGACUUUGGUUUGGCAAUCUUAUGGAAAUGUGUAUAAAAUAUUUUGGUACCUCACUUUUAGUAAAAGAGAUAUACAGUUUAUGAUUUCCAUGAAACCUAUGCAAGGAUCGUGAGAUUCUAAACAUUAGUUGUCUUUUUACUAACUGUAGAGUUUUCCUAGCAGUGAUUGAGUGGCUAAUUUAUUUGCAUGAUAAAAUUUCAAGAAUUGAUCCUAUGAUGUAUGUAUGUUACAGAUCUUAGAUUUCAUUUGUUCUGCUUUUUGUAUUUUUAUAGUCACAAGAUAAUGUAGAUGUAUUGUAGAGGUUUACAAAACAAUCUUUGAAUAAAGUUACAAAUUGAAUUUUUCCUUAACAAGCUUGAACAGGUUGAGCAAAAAUGUUAGGACAGAUUCAUGGACUAAUCAAACGA
This is a messenger RNA of Lampris incognitus (smalleye Pacific opah), 3331 nucleotides long. It is a transcript of the gene nek4, whose product is annotated as NIMA-related kinase 4. Gene Ontology annotation, biological process: protein phosphorylation. Gene Ontology annotation, molecular function: ATP binding; protein kinase activity. NCBI's taxonomy places the organism in Eukaryota, Metazoa, Chordata, Actinopteri, Lampriformes, Lampridae. The record is from RefSeq and is a predicted model, not a curated record.